UAAGAAUGCGUUACAAAUUCUCUUCGUCAUAUAGAAGACUACAACGUCGUUAAUUGGAUAUAGAGAAGUGAAAAAUAUUUGCAAGCUAGUUCUGUUAACAGAGUUUUGCUAAUAGAAGAGAACAGAAUACGGUACGAAAAUGAAUAGCUGCGAACGUUUCAUAAAAUAUUUUCUGAUCACUAUAAUCCUCGUCAUCCUCGUAAGUUCUAACCUCGCACUUUUCUGAAGAUAUACUUGCGUAAUAAUAUAUCCAAGUAAAUUUACUAUUUAUGUGUGCUCUAGAUUUUGGGAACUCUCGCAAUUAUUGGAAUCGCGUACUUUGAGUUGUCAAGCUAUCAUGGAUAAAGGAAUCGGAAUACUAAUCAGUUAGCUGUCACAUUAAUCGUUUCACUGAUUAUCGGAAUCCUCAUGAUGUCUAUGGCCAUCUUCGGAAUCGUUGCUGCCUUGCGAGAAAUCAAGUGCAUGCUCCUAACAAUUUUCGCAACUCUCGUAAUUAUUAAAAGCGUGCACAGUCUAGUUGUCAAGCGAUCACGAAUAAGAGAAGUGGAAUACAAUGACUUAGCUGCCAUAUUAAUCGUUUCACUGAUUAUUGGAAUACUUACAAUAUCUAUGGCCAUCUUUGGAAUCGUUGCUGCCAAGCGGAAAGCCAAGUGUAUGCUCCUGACAUACGCGAUAGUCGCCAUAAUCGCAUCUAUAUUGCUUGUGAUUUGGAUAAGCAGCCGCCCAUUGCAGCAUUCUGUCAACACUACAAAUGCUUUUACACUCCUGUUUCUUCUGGUCUUGGGAAAGAUACCCGCCCUUGUGCUCUACAGAUCACAAAAGAUCAAAUUAUUAUCAUCCAGCAGCAAAAUAUUACUCUAAGGCUUUCCCUAAUAAA
This is a messenger RNA of Solenopsis invicta (red fire ant), 877 nucleotides long. RefSeq lists its product as uncharacterized. The coding region runs from base 409 to 861 and encodes 150 amino acids. Gene Ontology annotation, cellular component: membrane. NCBI's taxonomy places the organism in Eukaryota, Metazoa, Arthropoda, Insecta, Hymenoptera, Formicidae. The transcript is spliced from 4 exons. The record is from RefSeq and is a predicted model, not a curated record.